CGCACUGCCACGCAUAUCCCGCAAUAUUUUCCCCAAUCAAUUAGUCAAACUUCUUCUAACUUCAUUUUCACGUAACGCCCCCCACCCAUUUUCACAUGCACAACCAUAUAUUUUUUACAUCUACGCAACUCUUGAAUCUUGCUUCUCUUCAAACCCCGCACUAGUUUUAGUUAGAGAUCGAUGAGCGAUCUACUCAGCAGCAUAUCGUCCUCAUCGUACGACAGCAGCAACCUGCUGCUGGCCGCUUUCAUCUCGUUGCUACUAGUCAUCCUCUUCGUCCUGCUCCUUCACAUCUACGCCAAAUGGUACCUCUCCCGUCGGAUGAGGACCACCACCGUCAUCACCUCGCUCACCCUGCAGCCGCCGUCCGUAAUCAACUACCGCUAUCACUUCCAAACCCAUCCUCCCCUGGCCACCGCAGACCACGAAGAAGGCGAUCAAGCCAGUGGUGGUGGCGGCAGCGGUCUCAACCCGUCCGUCAUUGCUGCAAUUCCGUUGUUCGUGUACAUCAACAGCAGGAGUCGUCGGAGUAGUAGCAGCAGCGGUGGUGGUGAGGGUUGGAUAGAGGAGCAGCAGGUGAGCAAGAGUGGCGUUGUUGUGAAUGUUAAGUACCAACACCAGUGUGUGAUUUGCUUGAGCAGCUUUGGCGAUGGGGAAGUUGGGAGGUGCUUGACUGGUUGUGGACAUGGUUUUCACGUUGACUGCAUAGACAUGUGGCUUCUUUCUCACUCCAAUUGUCCCAUCUGCCGAGCUCCGGCAGCUCCCCUGCCUCCUGCUGCUGCCGCCGCGGCAGAUUCCGCUGACGCUGUUGCUCCGAGUAAAGCUGAAGAUGAUGGUGCGGAGGUUUGUGUGUUGAUCAGUGGCAGUGGAGAGUCGUCUGUGUCUGUGGCUGAUGAUAGAGUGUAGAAUGUGUUUCCGAGGCAUAUCAUUUUUCGGGUGUUUGAGAUGGGAGUGAUGGCUGCAUCUUGUGCUGCUGUCAAAAUCAGCAUAAUCUUUCCAUCCUGUUAAUUAUUAGAUUUGAUUUUUUUGUUAGUGUUGCGAUGAUUUGGGGAAGAGGGUGUUCAAACGCAGAGUAAUGUUUAAUAAUUUACCAGUGUCUCUAAUCAAGACCCGAAAAUAGACAUUGUACAAUUAGUUGACUUCAACAAGCUAAGGAACAGUAAAACACACAAUGUGAUCAAGAUAUUCUGUGUUUUCAGGCGAUAAAUUCUUCCUGUUUGAACAUGAUUAAUGUACCUUCACUUUUUUUGACGAUUUUAAGACACAACUCAAAUCUCUUUAUAUAUAAUUUAAAUGAAGGUAUUUGAUUUAUAAUUGUUUUUUUGGUAACACAACUACAUUAAGUUAUCUUUAAUGGAAGUUCAGUAAAGAGUUCCAAACUAUGACUGAUAAAAACUUAACGUAGGUGUCAUGUGCAUGAUUAAAAAAAAAUCCCCUCCCUUUGAUGACUCUUCUUAUUUAUAGCCACAGGUGAUAAAAACAAUAGAGAAUCAUCACAUUGGGAACUGCUACAAAGAACUGCCCUCUUACUCGGACGUGGCUUGUGUGUCUUCGAACACAUGAUGAGUGAUAGUUGUUCCCUCAACCCCCCUAGCAAUUGUCAUGUGUCUUGAAGUGUAGCUUUCUUUACUUUGCCACAUUUCAAACUUCAUGCCUUUGUGAUGAGAUCUCGUGCCAUGCCAGGACUCAUGGGGAGCCUAUGAUCGUCUCAUCUCUCAGCUAUGGUCGUUUCCCGAUGCAUCUUUGCUCGGUUAAGACCUGGCGAGGAGCUAGCUUCCACAUGGUAAGAAGGCCACACCUUUUUUAACGCAUGCCCAUGGUCAUUUUCGUGUGCGGCCUCAGGACCAUAAACUGUGUUAUUGUGGCAUGGUCCUUGACGAGAAGGCCAUCUCCCAUUGACUCUUAGUCAUGCUCCUGUUGUACUUAGCUUCUUUGGCUUAAAAAAUAUAGCUACACAAAUCCAACUCAAAUUAAUUAUUUAAUUGUUACAAUUGAGUUGGUCUUAUAGGAGCAUUAGUUACCUUGGACACAAUCAAGGUGAUAUUGAUGUAUUUUUUUGGUGAAAAAUGAAUGCAGAACAACAAUACCUCUUACUCGUUAGUCAAUCUAGGGAAAGAACUCCCAACAAGAUCAUACAUAGACCAAUGUUUGAUAUGAAAAUCAUAAAAUGCAAACAUAAUGAGUCCUUUUGCGUGCUGGUUGUGAAAAUCUCCUAUUGCUAAGAGGAGUGUGGCGAAAAUAGAAGGUUUGAUCCAUACAUCUAGUCGGUAUCUUGCAUCCCAUGCGAGCUCCAAGCCUUUGACUAUCGCCCAAAUUCCAUUUGAGUGAUCAUAGAUUUUAUAAUAUUCAUUGUGUAAGCCCUCAAUAAACAACCCGUCAGUCUCUAAGCACACUUCCAAUGACGGUUGACCCGAAUUGUCGCAAAAUCAAACCAUCAGAGUUCAGUGUGAUCCACCCUAUCGGGUCUGAUCUUCGACCACGAUAGCGCUUUUACUAUACCCCAAUCUCCCAAGUGAUAUAAUGUGCUAUCUUGCUGUACUAUAUUGUGGUAUUUUCUCCUAGGAAAGGAUUUUUUGCGCUAGAUUAUUAGGUUAUUCCACAAUAGCUAUGAAAACAAGAUCGUUCCGAGAGAACGCCAAAGAAAUCAAUAGAUGACACUCAAAUUAUAGUGUUUAUCACCUCCCUUAUUUGAUACAUCAUUUUCCGUUCUAUCAAUGCAUCUUUAGUACCAUUUGAUAUAUUAGACAUGAAUUUCUUAACUAUUUGAUCAAUAAGCUUAUAAGAGACCU
Linum trigynum is the source of this 2789-nucleotide messenger RNA. Lineage: Eukaryota; Viridiplantae; Streptophyta; Magnoliopsida; Malpighiales; Linaceae. The record is from the annotation of a GenBank genome assembly.